CAUCGAGUUCAGGAUCCGGUUUGUGCCGCGUUCUGCACCUGGUUUAUACCUGCACCUGGUCCGUAUUGGUGGGAAGGUACUUAGUGGAAGUGAUGCCACCGUCCAGUGGGCCGAUCGGGAGCCAUAUGCGGUAUGGGGGAGGAACUGCGAAGCAUACACGUAGGCUCCAGCUGUCGUCCUGCGUGGCAAGCCUUGUUGUGUCUGUGCUGCUAGUUAUGCUGUUUGUCGUGUUUCGCUUGAUAGUAGGUCGAGCAGUGGAACAUCCGACAAAUUUGCUGCGGAAUGUGACAAGCACGCUUCAGAGGGAGGAAGGUAGAGAUGGCGGUGGCAAAGACAAGGAGACGACGGCGACAGAGACCACUGAGGCAUUGGCACAGCAACAUGAGAAUAGGAGGAAGACGGAUUCAUCGUCGUCCUCGUUUGUCAGGAAGAUGGAUGCCAAUGCAAUCCCGAAGUCCGGUGUCGGCUUUCUCCGAGGUGAUUUCCGGGGAUGGAUGAUCGAACCUCUGGAUGCCGUGGUCAGAUCGGGACUCAAAGGCGGCGCCACAUCCUGCGGUGAGGUCAAUUUUGGGAGUGUGCGCCCGGGUUGCGUACGUGGGAAUCAUAAGCACGAUGACAAGAAUGAGACGAUUGUGUUGUGGGGCGCAUGGACGAAGAUUCGACUGAGAGGGAGAGAAAGCGAAGAGGAGAAAGGGAGACGCGAGCAAGACGAGGAAGUCGUCGUGGGACCCGAUGAAGUUGCAGUCCUGGUCGCACCGGAGGGUGUGGCACACGCGGUUAUCAACAUCGACGAUGCAGCGAGCACCUACUUAGUAUCAUCGCAAAGCAAGCUUUGGUCUACCAACCGUGGGCGGCAGCGAGAAAUGCAAUGGCUGAGAACGAACGGGAGAGAGGGAGGAAGGGAGGGAGAGGAGAUGGAGAGGGAGAGGGUGGGUGAAGAAGAGGGACAAAAGAGGAUCAUUCCAGACAGAUCGCAAAGCAAGCCUUGGUCUACCAACCGUGGGCGACAGCCAGAAAUGCAAUGGGUGUAAACAAAAACUCCAGCAACUGGAGCAACUUUUUUUCCUGAAAUCAAGGUGUUUUAAAACA
This is a messenger RNA of Chara braunii, 1089 nucleotides long. Lineage: Eukaryota; Viridiplantae; Streptophyta; Charophyceae; Charales; Characeae. The record is from the annotation of a GenBank genome assembly.